AUGCCUACCGCUGUAGCUGAACAGUGGAGACGGUGGUUACUAGAGCUGCUGAUGAUAGAAAGGAUUGGCGUAUCACGAUGUGUGAAACCUGUUUGUGGUGAUGCCAUUGUCGAGGCACAACUACACCACUUUGCUGAUGCAUCUGCAUAUACACUGCUCAUUCCUGAUGGCCUGAAGACAAAGCUUGCACCAAUAAAGACGGCAACUAUACCCCGAUUGGAGCUUGCCGCUGCAGUAGUGGCUGUGAAGCUGGACAAGAUGAUCAAGCUCCACAUGCAGAUACCGUUUGCAGAGUCUGUCUUCUGGUCCGACAGCAUGAUCGUUCUUCAAUACCUUAGAAAUGAAGACAAGCAAUUCCAGACCUUUGCCAUGAUCCACAAUAGCUCCUCCCCAACCCAGUGGAGACAUGUAGAUUCAGCUUCAAACCCAGCUGACAACAUCUCUAGGGGCAUGACAGCCCAGUAA
Patiria miniata (bat star) is the source of this 465-nucleotide messenger RNA. RefSeq lists its product as uncharacterized. Bases 1 to 465 code for a protein of 154 amino acids. The record is from RefSeq and is a predicted model, not a curated record. The transcript has a single exon. Lineage: Eukaryota; Metazoa; Echinodermata; Asteroidea; Valvatida; Asterinidae.